AUGAGAGUAGCAAUAAAGGAUACUUGGAGUAUGCAACAGUUGACUAGUGCAUAUGUGCGAGAGUUUGUGAGCUUGCAUGGAGUUACAAAGGAUAUUAUAUCAAUUAGGCUUAUUCAGGAGCACAUGAAAGCAGCUCAAGAUCGACAAAAGGCUUAUGCAGAUCAAAAUAGAAGGGGGAUGGAAUUUGAGGUUGGGGAGAAGGCUUUGCUGAAAGUGUCACCAACAAAGGGAGUCAUGAGAUUUGGUAGGAAAGGAAAGUCGAGUCCGCGUUACAUUAGACCAUGUGAGAUCUUGGAGCGAAUUGGUGAAGUAGCCUAUAGAUUAGCCUUAUUAGUCGAGUUAUCCAAUGUCCAUAACGUCUUUCAUGUGUCUCAGCUUCGAAAAUAUGCCCAUGAUCCUAUCCAUAUCAUUCCACCUGAAGCCAUUCAACUAGAUGAGACUUUAUCCUUUGAACAACACCCAGUUAGGAUCUUUGAUACCAAAACGAGAAGUACCUAA
Molecule: messenger RNA, 498 nt
Organism: Beta vulgaris subsp. vulgaris (sugar beet)
Lineage: Eukaryota; Viridiplantae; Streptophyta; Magnoliopsida; Caryophyllales; Amaranthaceae
Exons: 1
Coding region: 1-498 (165 amino acids)
Source: RefSeq, a predicted model, not a curated record